AUGCUCGUCUGCCCGUCGUCUCUCUUCCCGUACGCGCCUACGCUGCCGUGGCCAAAGAAGGAGCGUCUGCAGAGAGGCGACCUCCUCAGGGACGUCUUGAGCGCGGGAACGCUGAGGGUGGCCGGUGUGGGCUCGACUGCAGUGUCUCUAGGCCCUAUGACGAUUGUCGCUGCACAAAAUAGAGGCGAAGAAGGGAAUUACAGCAGUCCCGAGCCUACAGGGUUCUUUCCGCAGUACAUGAGGAUGAUUGCGGGAAUCAUCGGCAGCCACUAUGGCUCGACCGUCACAGUGCAGUGGCUGUUCUAUCCCUCCGUGGAGGAGGCGCAACAGGCGGUUCUCAGAGGGCAGGCGCACAUGACGGACAUCUACUUCCUCCUUGGUCAGUCUACUCCUGGCGAGCCGCAGCCCCUGAUGGACUUCUACGCAACCUGCCCCGUUGUCGGUUCGCCGGCUCUUCUCAUCCUUCGGGAGGAUCAAGUCGCCGAAAACCCAGGCGCGCCCGGGAUGCCAGCCAAACAGCCCGCCACGAACUCUGCUUCCAGCCUGGACAAGCAUGCACUCCUGAAUCUCAACCGCCGGAUUGACAACACUUCAGACGAGCGGGAAAGAAAGGUCGUCUUCGUUUCGCGGGAUCUCGCGAAUACGGUGCAGCAUAGCCUUUCUCCGAAAGCGUUGCUGCACUUCGCGGCCGACCUUGACUCAGCAAUCAGCAUGGUGAGGGAUGGCCACGCUGCAGCCGUGUUUACGACGGGAGUCGUCCCCCCUCUGUCGCCUCCGAUGACAGUCGUCAACGCCCACCUGCUGCUUGCUAAAGGCGCUUGGAUUGAAAGAACACAUGCUCUGGAGUGCAUGGAAGAGGAGCAUGAGAACGGGCUGACAGCGUACGCCCAGGAGAAGGCUUCUGAGGGCACGAGCAAGCUCGAAUCAGCACACGCGCCCGAGGCUAUAUCGUCGGUUACUUUGUCUUUGAUUUUUGGGGGGGUCAUCGCCGUGAGUAGCGCGGUUGCCUUCUGA
This is a messenger RNA of Besnoitia besnoiti, 1014 nucleotides long. RefSeq lists its product as uncharacterized. The coding region runs from base 1 to 1014 and encodes 337 amino acids. The transcript has 4 exons. Lineage: Eukaryota; Apicomplexa; Conoidasida; Eucoccidiorida; Sarcocystidae. The record is from RefSeq and is a predicted model, not a curated record.